CGUGUAAAGGGAUAUUUUUUCGCAUCUGGUAGCCCGAGGGCACUGUCAAAAACGUCAAAAUUUUAUCUCGUUCUGAAAGAUUUUGAUCGUCGUCCAUCUGUUUCUGUCACACUUUUUUCCAUCGUGAGUGUUUCGCAAGUGCUAGGAAAAGCGAAAAGAAAACAAUCAUGCUUCGCUCUGCAGCUGGUCAACUUUUCGGUGUUCUCCGCGGAACCGUCGGCUUGACGACAUCCCGGCUGGGCGCUGCUGGAGCUGUCCGCCACUCGCACAGCAACGAGAGUGCUGAAGAAUUCGAUGCUCGCUAUGAGGCCUACUUCAGCCGAUCGGACAUUGACCACUGGGAGGCCCGCAAGGGAAUGAACGAUCUGCUCGGUAUGGAUCUGGUUCCAGAGCCAAAGGUGAUCAUUGCUGCCUUGAAGGCUUGCCGCCGAUUGAACGACUACGCUCUGGCCAUCCGGUUCCUGGAGGGCUGCAAGGACAAGUGCGGAAACCAGGUCAACCAAAUCUAUCCCUAUCUGCUGCAGGAAAUUCGCCCAACUCUGACCGAACUGGGCAUCGACACACCCGAGGAGCUGGGCUACGACCAGCCGGAGCUGGCGUUGAAAUCGGUUUUCGAUAUGCACUAAAUGGGUUGUAUUGACCAAUGGUGCUACCUAGAAGAGGCCCUGGAGCAACAUUAGUUGAAAUAAGUGAAUAAAGUGGUCGGAAAUAUUCCGGAAUAAGAAAAAAUCGUUUAAGAAUGGUUAUGUAAUCAUUGGCGAUUGGUCGUCACAGUGAAAGAAAUGCGAAAUAAAACUGGUAAAAAUAUGAA
This is a messenger RNA of Aedes albopictus (Asian tiger mosquito), 811 nucleotides long. RefSeq names its product cytochrome c oxidase subunit 5A, mitochondrial (gene COX5A). Gene Ontology annotation, biological process: mitochondrial electron transport, cytochrome c to oxygen. Gene Ontology annotation, cellular component: mitochondrial inner membrane. The record is from RefSeq and is a predicted model, not a curated record. The transcript is spliced from 2 exons. Bases 168 to 626 code for a protein of 152 amino acids. Lineage: Eukaryota; Metazoa; Arthropoda; Insecta; Diptera; Culicidae.